CGAGCCGCGGAGUCUCCAGCGCCCCUGAGCAGAUCCCACUCUCCCGGGCGCUGCUACUCACACAGGCUUCCAGCCGCCACGGGGCGUCCUCUGUCUGCGGCAGCGGCGGCGGCGCGAGCGGCGGCUGCAGUCUGGCCCCGUCUGGCUGCUCUGCGCCCCGGACGGAGUCCGGCAGAAGCGCGAUCCGGAGGAGACGCCGAGGCGAGGAGGAGCCGCGCCGCGCCCCGCGGUCGCUUGCCUUGAAUCCCCGCACCGUGGCCCCAGGUCCUUGGCGGCCGGCGAGGCCAUGUAUUGAUAAUACGUGGAGGAGAGAGAACUCACUGUCCUAAGGAACUAACAGCUUGCAAAACCAGAAGCCAAAGCAGAAUUGAGUCCCAAAAGGGAGAUCAAAAGGGGGCCAGACACCGGAAGUGAGCUGGUUCCUAACAAGUGAAGCAUCUGGCAUGUCAGAGCCAUACUGUCUUCCGUGGGACCUCCUUUGAACAGCUUCCAUAAAUCACUUUUAUGAACACGUUGUUUCAAUCAAGGCCUGGAAGGACAGAUACCCAUCUUCUUCUCUGCAGGCCAUUGUAAGAGUCCGAUGUUCUCCGAGGGGACCCUCCACUCAACUGUCAAAGCACGUGGGCGCCCCAUGGUGCUUGUCUUCCAAUGGUAGAUGCAGCUGAGUUCGAGAGCAUUGCCCAGUGUCCUCAGGAGCUCCCCCAGAUGAUGGCAGCAGCAGCUGAUGGUUUGGGGAGUAUAGCCCUAGACACUACCCAGCUCAACAUGUCUGUCACGGAUCCCACAGCCUGGGCCACGGCUAUGAAUAACUUGGGCAUGGUUCCCGUGGGGUUGCCUGGCCAGCAGCUCGUGUCUGACUCAAUCUGUGUGCCAGGCUUUGAUCCAGGCCUCAACAUGAUGACUGGAAUCACCCCCAUUAACCCGAUGAUACCAGGCCUGGGACUGGUGCCACCCCCACCCCCGACAGAAGUGACCGUGGUCAAAGAGAUAAUCCACUGCAAAAGCUGUACUCUUUUCCCCCAAAAUCCAAAUCUUCCUCCUCCUUCCACAAGAGAGCGACCCCCAGGGUGUAAGACUGUGUUCGUCGGCGGCCUGCCAGAAAACGCCACGGAGGAAAUUAUCCGGGAAGUCUUUGAGCAGUGCGGAGACAUCACAGCCAUCCGGAAGAGCAAGAAGAACUUCUGUCACAUUCGCUUUGCCGAGGAAUUCAUGGUUGAUAAAGCCAUUUACCUUUCUGGUUACCGAAUGCGAUUAGGGUCUAGCACGGAUAAAAAGGAUUCCGGCCGCCUUCACGUUGACUUUGCCCAGGCCAGGGAUGACUUUUAUGAGUGGGAAUGCAAGCAGAGGAUGCGCGCCCGGGAGGAGCGGCAUCGGCGCAAGUUGGAGGAGGACAGGCUCCGGCCGCCCUCGCCACCCGCCAUCAUGCACUACUCUGAGCACGAAGCUGCCCUGCUGGCUGAAAAGCUGAAAGACGACAGCAAGUUCUCGGAGGCCAUCACGGUGCUGCUGUCCUGGAUAGAACGCGGGGAGGUGAACCGGCGCUCAGCAAACCAGUUCUACUCCAUGGUGCAGUCGGCCAACAGCCACGUGCGCAGGCUCAUGAACGAGAAAGCCACCCACGAACAGGAAAUGGAGGAAGCCAAGGAGAAUUUUAAAAAUGCCUUAACCGGGAUCCUCACUCAAUUUGAGCAGAUUGUGGCCGUUUUCAACGCUUCUACCAGACAAAAAGCUUGGGACCAUUUCUCGAAAGCUCAGCGCAAGAACAUAGACAUUUGGCGAAAGCAUUCCGAGGAACUCCGGAACGCUCAAAGCGAGCAGCUCAUGGGCAUCCGCCGAGAGGAGGAGAUGGAGAUGUCCGAUGAUGAGAACUGUGACAGCCCAACCAAAAAAAUGAGAGUCGAUGAAUCAGCCCUGGCGGCUCAGGCCUAUGCCCUCAAAGAGGAGAAUGACAGUCUCCGGUGGCAACUGGAUGCCUACAGAAAUGAGGUGGAGCUACUGAAGCAAGAGAAAGAGCAGCUCUUCCGAACAGAAGAAAACCUCACGAAGGACCAGCAGCUCCAGUUCCUCCAGCAAACCAUGCAAGGCAUGCAGCAGGUACCCACCACGUGGCACUGAGAGGAUGGGCCUGGGUGCCCUUCUGUGGGGAUGAAAGACAGCUGUUGGCCAGAAACGGUGGAGAGGAGAAAGGCUGACCAAAGAGCUAAGUCCAUAGCCAAGGGAAGUGCUGAAGGCAGUGAGAAAGCUAGACUCUGGAAAAGCCAGCCAACGAAGUCUGUUGAGAAUUACCCCGAGAAUAGGAAAUAAAGGGCGAGAA
Messenger RNA from Microtus ochrogaster (prairie vole), 2314 nucleotides. RefSeq names its product ecto-NOX disulfide-thiol exchanger 1 (gene Enox1). Gene Ontology annotation, biological process: ultradian rhythm. Gene Ontology annotation, molecular function: RNA binding; NADH dehydrogenase activity; protein disulfide isomerase activity. The record is from RefSeq and is a predicted model, not a curated record. The transcript has 13 exons. Gene Ontology annotation, cellular component: plasma membrane; external side of plasma membrane. Bases 649 to 2115 code for a protein of 488 amino acids. NCBI's taxonomy places the organism in Eukaryota, Metazoa, Chordata, Mammalia, Rodentia, Cricetidae.